Molecule: messenger RNA, 2925 nt
Organism: Nyctereutes procyonoides (raccoon dog)
Lineage: Eukaryota; Metazoa; Chordata; Mammalia; Carnivora; Canidae
Product: nuclear pore-associated protein 1-like
Exons: 2
Coding region: 1-2925 (974 amino acids)
Biological process (GO): endothelial cell migration
Cellular component (GO): extracellular exosome; cytoplasm
Source: RefSeq, a predicted model, not a curated record
AUGGGCAGCCUGCUUUGUAGGUUUCUUCGCCCUCCCCGCCGCCGGCCCCUGCCCGGCCGCGGUCGCCCGCUGCUCACCCCUGCCUGGGACACCGCCCAUCCUGGCCGCGACCACCCCGCCGUUCCUGCACCUGCCCCCUGCUCUGGGCGCAGGCCAUUCCUCCGGGAUCGCAGGCCCCCACCAGCUCGCUGCCACGUGGAGCCCAGGAGGCGGUACCCGCUCCCCCAGGCCGCGUGCCCCCCUCUGGGCCUCCUCCCCGUGGUGAACUGGAGGAACCCUCCGGGUCAACCUGUGCUGGCUGCGCGCAGUUCCCUGGGGUGCGGGCCCUCGAGGACUGUGAGGAUCCCUGCUCUGGGGCGCAGGUUCCGGCUCCUGCAUUCCCUACCUGCACAGGAAGCCAAGGCUGCGAGUCAGGUACCAUCCCCUCCCCUCCCCCUUUGCAGCCCACAGGGGGUGGAGGAGAAGGUCCCAGAGCACCCCGGAGAACAGACCGAGGCUCUUGGUGGGAGUGGCCGCCCCCAGAGCAGUGGGGGGACACCCCUGACAUCUGAGCCCCCGGACACCAGUGGCGUUCUCCGCCUCCACCAAGCCAGCCCUGCAACUCUGGACCGCCGUCUCGUGCCCUCCGGAGGGAGCUCGUGGGACAGCACCCAGAUGGCUCCCGUGUCCUCCUCUGAAGGCCGCGUUGCCACCUCUUCAUGUGGCCCCGUGGGAGAUGCCCUCGCGAAGGCCGACAGGGAUGCGGCAGUGCUCUGGGGCCCAACCGCAUGCCGCCCCUUGCCGCAGGAGACGUGCACACAGGCGGCGGUGGCUGAAGACCAUCAGCCUGGGCAGAGCACGCGGGCCGGAGCGAGGAAGGACACGCAGGCUGAGAAGCCCUCGGGCGUGUCGCCACGGAGCCCUCUCCCACCAGCACCUGCCAGCAGGAGGCAGAACAAGAGGAAAAUGGCCAUGCCCCUCUGUCUGCCAUUGCCGCCACCACUACCGCUGCUGUGGGAUCGAGGGGACUUGCCCGCACCCCCGAAGCUUCCUUGCGUGGCUCUUGACAAGGACCCAGGCACCUUGCCGAACACCGAGUGUCCCAGGAACACGACCUUGAAGGACAGAACAAAGACCUUGGCAGACUGCAGGGCCGCUCAGCCUGCCCCCUCCUCCCCCCCACUGGCCUCGGAGACUGCAGGCUCCCCGCCCCUGGCCGCUCACGCUGCCCACGGCCCUGUUCCUCCCACCGACUUGGCUGGCCCUUCUGCCAGGCCCCCGAUCCUCUCUGUCCCGCCGUCGUCCCCAACACGACAUGCUGGUCGGGAAACAGGACAUGGAGUUCCUGAAUCUCCUCCCCUGGCUGUUCCCGCCGAUUCUCUUCCUCCCCUUCCUUCCAGUCCCAUUAGGGAAACUCCACUUGGCGGAGGUCCUCCUCCCCCAGGCAGGGCUACGACACCCACCUCUGACCGCCCCACACCUUCGAACACCUCAACCUCCUUACACCCACCCUCCUGCACAAAAGAAUCCCCAACCCCCAUGUGUGUAGACUCUCCCCCUCUCUUCCUGACAGCCCCUCUCCCAGGCCACUCCACACAUAGCUCUGUCGUUGCAGUCCAGCCCGGCACCUCUAAACCGACUUCUUCUCCCACCGCAGCAAAGUCAUCUGCUUUGACCUCCAAGCCUAUUUCCAAUCCUGGUGUCGUGGACAUGGACACUACGUCCCCUUCCCGGGCUGUCAUCUUCAGCUCGCCCCCACACUCCGGGAUGAGCUGUCCUCCGUUUUCCCGGGGCCAUUGCAGUAUGAAGCAGAGAUGCCCUGCGAAAGUUGCAGCAUCCACCAGUCUAACUACGUCGAUGGCCCCCGGCCCCACACCACUUGCUGAUCAACUCUUCAGCCUCCACAUCACCCCUCAGCCCACACAUGGGACUCUUGCUGGGAGGCAGCAAAAAGCUGUUCUUCCCAGUGCUCCUAUCGCCACUGGCUUGCCCAACCUGAGUUCUGGGGCCACCACCACUCCAGUAGGCAGCACCUCUGCAAACACCCAACCUCACUCUGACGCCGAGGCCAUGGAUACCACAUCGCCCUCCCGGGCUGUCAUCUUCCAGACCCCCCCUGGGUCCCAGAAGAACCACUUGCCACUUUACAGGGCGCUUCCUGGUUCUGGUAACACACCACCCGGUAGCAGCACUGCCUUGGCCCAUGGCUCUACCACUUUACCUCAAAAGUCAGCCAUCAUACAGGCCUCCACCCCCCCUGGGUCCCAGAAGAACCGCUUGCCACUGUACAGGGCGCUUCCUGGUUCUGGCAACACACCACCCGGUAGCAGCACUGCCUUGGCCCAUGGCUCUACCAGUUUCCCUCAAAAGUCAGCCAUCAUACAGGCCUCCGUUUGGAUGCAUCCUAACCCAGGAAUCGCCCCUCACUCUGACCCCGAUGCCAUGGAUACCACAUCUCCCUCCCGGGCUGUCAUCUUCCAGACCCCCCCUGGGUCCCAGAAGAACCACUUGCCACUGUGCAGGGCGCUUCCUGGUUCUGGCAACACACCACCCGGUAGCAGCACUGCCUUGGCCCAUGGCUCUACCAGUUUCCCUCAAAAGUCAGCCAUCAUACAGGCCUCCGUUUGGAUGCAUCCUAACCCAGGAAUCGCCCCUCACUCUGACCCCGAUGCCAUGGAUACCACAUCUCCCUCCCGGGCUGUCAUCUUUCAGUCCCCCCCUGGGUCCCAGAAGAACCACUUGCCACUUUACAGGGCGCUUCCUGGUUCUGGCAACACACCACCCGGUAGCAGCACUGCCUUGGCCCAUGGCUCUACCAGUUUCCCUCAAAAGUCAGCCAUCAUACACGCCUCGGUUUCGAUGCAUCCUAACCCAGGAAUCGCCCUUCACUCUGACCCCGAUGCCAUGGAUACCACAUCUCCCUCCCGGGCUGUCAUCUUUCAGUAA